AUGGCCCAAAAACCACAUGAACGGAAAAGGAAACAAAUUUUAAGCAAAGAAGAACUUCAACAACUGGAUAAAGAUGAUUUAGUGGAAAGAAUUAUAAAAUUAGAAGGCCAUAAUAAACAACUCAAAGAUAUUCUUUCCAAAAGCAACACUGAGAGCGUUGAGUUGGAAAAAAAAGCAAGAAGAAGUUUUGAUUUUUCCAAAUGUCACUACCGUCGAGUCUUACUUCGCAUAAUGUACUUCGGAUGGGAUUACCAAGGAUUAGUAACGCAAGACUUCACGACUCAGACGAUAGAGCACCAUCUCUUCCAUGCGUUGAUUAAAGCUUGCCUUAUCGAGAAUAGGGAGACGUCAAACUAUCAUCGGUGUGGCAGAACCGAUAAAGGUGUCAGUUCGUUUGGGCAGGUGAUAUCAAUAAGUCUACGCAGCAAGCAUCCACUGGGGCUCCAACACGAACAAAACUCCAUCGACUCUGAGAUGCAGUAUUGCAAGAUCCUCAAUCGAUUACUACCGGAUAACAUCAGAGCAGUGGCCUGGAUGCCGAUACCUGAAGAUAGAACUGAGUACAGUGCGAGGUUCGACUGCAAAAAACGCACCUACAAAUACUUCUUCCCGCGCUCGUCGCUUGACAUAUCAGCAAUGAGAUGCGCGUGCGCGUUACUAGUGGGAUCGAAGGACUUCCGCCAUCUUUGCAAGAUGGACGUCGGAAAUGGCGUCGUUGAGUUUGUCCGGGAGAUACUGAGGGCGGAGAUAUUGCCAGUUGAGGAAGAGGGAGAAGAACUGGGAUCGAAGGACUUCCGCCAUCUUUGCAAGAUGGACGUCGGAAAUGGCGUCGUUGAGUUUGUCCGGGAGAUACUGAGGGCGGAGAUAUUGCCAGUUGAGGAAGAGGGAGAUGAGCUGGGAUCAAAGGACUUCCGCCAUCUUUGCAAGAUGGACGUCGGAAAUGGCGUCGUUGAGUUUGUCCGGGAGAUACUGAGGGCGGAGAUAUUGCCAGUUGAGGAAGAGGGAGAUGAGCUGGGAUCGAAGGACUUCCGCCAUCUUUGCAAGAUGCACGUCGGAAACGGCGUCGUUGAGUUUGUCCGGGAGAUACUGAGGGCGGAGAUAUUGCCAGUUGAGGAAGAGGGAGAAGAACCAACAACCAUGUACUACUUACUCAUAGAAGGCAACGCGUUCCUCUGGCACCAGAUUCGCUGUAUUAUGGGGGUUCUACUCCUGGUGGGGCAAGGAAAAGAACAGCCUGACGUCAUCAACCAACUGCUAGAUGUCGAUAAAUACCCUAGAAAACCCCAAUACAACAUGGCGUUAGACGUCCCUCUAAAUUUAUAUCAUUGUACCUACGAAUUGGAACAAGAAAAACAGUGGGUUUACGGGAAAGAUGAAUUACAACACCUCAUCAAGCAUUUGCAAAACGAAUGGACUAUUCAGAAUAUCAAAACAACAAUGAUAAAGGACUCCCUGCAAGUAUUAGAAGCAGAAUACAGAAAGAUGUGUCAAAAUGACGCAAAUGAAAAAUGUGACGAAAGAAUCGUUGCAUACGCUGACUGCUUGUUACAAGGUGUCAAACCGAGGGUAUACACUCCUUUGAUGAAGAGGCAGACAUGUUCAAGUUUAGAAGAAAGAAUAGAACAUUAUAAGAAGAAAAGAAAAGAAGUGGACAUAUCGGAAACUGGAUAAGUUACUAAAAUAUACUUUAUGUAUUAAUACUUUUAUAUGAAUAAAUUUUAAGAAUCGUA
Molecule: messenger RNA, 1730 nt
Organism: Ostrinia nubilalis (European corn borer)
Lineage: Eukaryota; Metazoa; Arthropoda; Insecta; Lepidoptera; Crambidae
Product: tRNA pseudouridine(38/39) synthase
Exons: 12
Coding region: 1-1671 (556 amino acids)
Biological process (GO): mRNA pseudouridine synthesis; tRNA pseudouridine synthesis
Cellular component (GO): cytoplasm; nucleus
Molecular function (GO): pseudouridine synthase activity; RNA binding
Source: RefSeq, a predicted model, not a curated record